Pezoporus flaviventris is the source of this 2313-nucleotide messenger RNA. RefSeq names its product La ribonucleoprotein 6, translational regulator (gene LARP6). Gene Ontology annotation, biological process: RNA processing. The record is from RefSeq and is a predicted model, not a curated record. NCBI's taxonomy places the organism in Eukaryota, Metazoa, Chordata, Aves, Psittaciformes, Psittacidae. The coding region runs from base 459 to 1958 and encodes 499 amino acids. Gene Ontology annotation, cellular component: nucleus. The transcript has 3 exons. Gene Ontology annotation, molecular function: mRNA binding.
UGUGUUUUUUCACUCGGUUUUCUGAUUUCCAAAUCUUACCUUAAGCAUUUAAAACUACACCCUAGCAUCACCUUUUUGAAUUUCUUAAAACGUGACACUCUAGUCCGGACAUAGAAGUGCAGCCCCGAGGCAGUACAGGCAGAUGCGAACCUGGGACGCAGCUCUCGGGUGCGGAGCCCGUUGUUUUGUGUUGAAAUAGAAGCAGUCCCACUUCAGUGCUCAGCGUUGAAGACUGAAGCUGGGCGGCUUGCCCGGGCCCUGCGGGCAGCGUCGCUGGAGGAGGGACGGACCCUCCCGCUGCCGCGCCGGGGAAGCACCCGGGGAGCGGAGCCGGGAGCACCGCCCCAGCGCUGCCGCCUUCUCUACAGGAGAGGACCGGGAGAGAAGGGGAGGCGGGUGACGGCUGCUGCAGCCCAGGGUAUCGCUGCUGUCGCGGCGGCGGCCUGAGCCUGACCGGCAUGGCCCAGCGACAGCCGGCCACCACAGGGGACCCCGAGGCGGCGGAGCCCGGGGCUGGGGACACCGGCCCGGAGCUGGCAGCGGGGAACGGCCCCGUGCAGAUCCGAGUGUCAGUCCUGGCGGCCGGAGAGGAGGAAGAGGAGGAGGAAGAAGGGGAGGACGGCAGCGAGUCGUGCCCGGCGGCGCGGGGCGGCGGCAGCUGCAGCGAGGAGGACUCGGGGCUGUGCGGACGCUCCAGUGGUGGGGAGAAUGAUGAUGACUCUGACCAGAACUGGAAACCACCAGAAAACAGCCUGAUCCAGAAGUUAAUAGCACAGAUUGAAUAUUACUUCUCAGAUGAGAACCUUGAGAAAGAUGCCUUCCUUCUAAAGCAUGUCAGAAGAAAUAAGAUGGGCUAUGUCAGUGUUAAACUCCUCACUUCUUUUAAGAAAGUGAAACACCUUACCCAUGACUGGAGAACCACAGCCUACGCACUGAAGUACUCGGACUCUCUUGAGCUCAAUGAUGAUAACAAAAAGGUUAGAAGAAAUACUCCAGUUCCAGUGUUUCCAAGCGAAAACCUCCCUACCAGGAUGUUACUGGUGUAUGAUAUCCACAUGGUUUCUGAACUGCAGGCUCUUAAACAAGAAAAUGGAUUCAUGCAAGAAAGGAUAAUGGAGUAUCUCCUCAAGGCCUUUGUAACUUUUGGUGUAAUUUCAUCAGUUCGUAUUCUCAAGCCUGGUAAGGACCUACCACCCGAUAUCAGGAGGGUCAGCACUCGGUACACCCAACUGGGAACUCAGGAGUGUGCAAUUAUAGAGUUUGAAGAAGUAGAUGCUGCUGUACGUGCUCACGACUUUAUGUGUGCUGAGAAGAAAGAGACCGGCAUGAAAGUUGCCCUAAUAGGCAUGAAACCUCCAAAGAAAAAAGUUCCCAAAGACAAGAACCGUGGUGAAGGUACCAGAAAGGGUCUUAAGAAGGUUAAAUCCCUUAAUAAGAGAGUUGAGGAACUUCAGAUAGUUGGUGAUGAAUCUUCAGCAAACAGCUCUUCUGACCCAGACAGUAAUCCUACAUCACCACUGUCAGGACGCAAAAGUACUGCAACAAAUACUACACGUAAUUUGAGCCCAGUCAUUCACCCAAAUGACCGUUUGAGCCCUAACAUGUCACCCAGAACAAGUCCUUGGAACAGUCCAUCUUCAUUAAGAAAAGUAACCAAAAAGUCUCCUCUGGCUGAAGACCGCAAGCUUAACCCAAGCACUAGCCCUGAAAUUCCAAGGAAGUGUACAGAUUAUUCCUCAGAUAGCAGUAUCACUCCUUCUGGUAGCCCCUGGGCACAGAGAAGAAAAGCUCAAACUCUUUCACAAGAGAAGAGUCCCAUCACUAGCCCCAUAUUGGUUCAGAAAAUACAAAAAGCAGAUGGUCUACCUGUAGGGGUGCUGCGGCUGCCUAAAGGCCCUGAUGGCACUAAAGGAUUCCACAACGGAUGUGAAAGAAGGAAGGCUACGAAGGAAGCGUAAAUUAUUCUUUAGAAAUGAUCUUACAAGUCAGGCAACUGCUUUUGUUCAAGCCUGGUUAAGAACUGUCAUUUGAAUGACUGAAAUAAGUCAGUAUUUAACUGUAACAGAUUCUGUAUUCAUACAGAGACUUAAUCAUUUGUAUAUUUGUAUAUUCAUUUCACAGAAUCCCAGAAUAGUUGAAGUUGGAAGGCACCUCUGGAGAUGAAAUCCAGUCCACCUCCUUUGCUCAAGCAGGGUCCACAACAGGUCACUUACUUAGGAUUUUGAAUAUCUGCAAGGAUAGAAACUCCCCAGCCUGUUUGGACAGUGUGUGCCUAUGUUCAACCAUCCACACAGUAAAAAAGUGCUCUGUUCA